AUACAAUCUGACUUGCAUUCUAUACAGCAAUCUUGCGGAAGUUGUUAUGCAUUUGCAUCGAUGGCAAUGUUGGAAGCUCGAGUUCGUAUUGCAACAAACAACACACAAACGCCUGUUUUCUCACCCCAAGAAGUUGUCUCAUGUUCACAAUAUGCACAAGGUUGCGAAGGGGGUUUCCCGUUCCUGAUCGCAGGAAAAUACGCUCAUGACUUUGGUGUUGUGGAAGAACAUUGUUAUCCAUAUCUUGGCAAGGACACAGAUAAAUGUUCUCCAAUGGUUUCAAACUGCCGACGUCAUUAUGUUGCUAAGUAUGAGUACGUGGGUGGUUAUUAUGGUGGGUGCACCCCGGAGAAAAUGAUGGAAGAUCUUGUUGCGUUUGGACCAAUAGCUGUGGGAAUAGAGGUAUACCCAGACUUCCAGCAGUAUAAGAGUGGCAUUUACCAUCAUGUUACUUCUGUGGAACGAAAACUGCCUGUAACCGGUUACAACCCAUUUGAACUGACCAACCAUGCUGUGCUGGUAGUGGGGUAUGGAGCAGACGAACGCACUGGUGAAAAAUACUGGAUAGUGAAAAACAGUUGGGGUGAGUCAUGGGGAGAAAAGGGUUUUGUCAGAAUCAAGCGUGGUGUUGAUGAGAUUGCCAUUUCAAGUUUGGCCCAACAGAGCUUUCCCAUACCGGAACUAAUUUAAUUUGUUUCUAUUUGUCAUUUAUAUUACAGGAUUGCGAAUUUGAAUUUUCUUAUUAGAUGUGUUACAGUAAAUUUCAAUAUGUAUCAAUUUUCUCUGAUCUGUUACAUUGUACAAUUCUUUUCUCUUUUAUUUAUUCACAAAAGUUGAUUUAUUAAUUUUUUAAGUCUCCUAACAAAACACAUAAAUAACUUAUAACUAAUUUAAGUCUGAUCCAGUUACUAUUGUGCAAUAUCAUCAUAUAUACAUUUUGAUUCAUUGGUCGUUUAGCAACUAAAUAAAACUUUCAUUUACAUGUA
Messenger RNA from Ciona intestinalis (vase tunicate), 986 nucleotides. Lineage: Eukaryota; Metazoa; Chordata; Ascidiacea; Phlebobranchia; Cionidae. The record is from RefSeq and is a predicted model, not a curated record.